Adineta steineri is the source of this 2139-nucleotide messenger RNA. Lineage: Eukaryota; Metazoa; Rotifera; Eurotatoria; Adinetida; Adinetidae. The record is from the annotation of a GenBank genome assembly.
AUGAGCAAAUCAAAAUCAAAUAUUCGUCAACCACGACAACGUAUCGCUUCAAAUUACCUUCUCAUCUGGGUAGAUGCCAGCAUCGAUCAAGCAGACAAGGACAGCCAGAAUACACUGGCUCAGUUGAAGAACGUGGUCAAUGAUGUCAGCUUAUGCACGGAACCGAAUCAGUGCAUCCAAGCACUCAACAAGGUUGACAAGAAACAAGCCUUUGUGAUAACAUCAGGCUCGUUAGGUCAAUUUCUGGUUCCUAAAAUUCAUGGCAUGCCACAGUUAGAUACCAUUUACAUCUUUUGUGGCAACAAAUCCAGACAUGAAGAAUGGGUACAAAAAUGGACAAAAAUCAAAGGUGUCCAUACAAAUAUCAAAGACAUCUGCCAAGCAUUACAAGUGGCGGUUAAACAAUGUGAUCAAGACACAAUAGCCGUCAGUUUUCUCGCGGUAAAUGAAAUGGGUUCAACUAAUAAUUUAAAUCAGUUGGAGCCAACUUUUAUGUACACCCAACUAUUCAAGGAGAUUCUCCUUGACAUCGAAUAUGAUAGCAAGGCAAUCAAGGACUUAGCAGUUUGUUGUCGUGAAGUUUUUGCUGGCAACUCAAUUGAAUUACAAGUGAUCGAUGAAUUCGAACGUGAUUAUCGUCCAAAAAAAGCAAUAUGGUGGUAUACACGUGAGUGCUUUACCUACAAAAUGCUCAAUCAAGCACUUCGAAUAAUGGAUGCCGAUAUCAUCAUUAACAUGGGCUUCUUUCUGCGUGAUGUACAUCAACAAAUUCAACAGUUGCAUGAACAACAGGUCAGUAAAUAUGGAAGAAAAUCUUUUUUAGUUUAUCGAGGACAAGGUCUUAUGACAUCAGACUUUGAAAAACUUCAGAAAGCAAAAGGUGGACUAAUGUCAUUUAACAAUUUCUUGUCCACCAGUAAAAAUAAAGAAGUGUCUCGCGACUUUGCUGGACGUGCUUCAACAGAAUCAAAUAAGGUGGGCAUUCUCUUUAUAAUGUCCAUUGAUCCUUCUAUCAAAUCAACACCAUUCGCCUGUAUUACUGAACUUAGUUAUUUCAAGGCACAAGAAGAAGAAAUUCUCUUCUCAAUGCACACUGUCUUUCGCGUAACCGCAAUUAAACAAAUGGACAAUAAGAAUGAACUUUAUCAAGUUGAAUUAGAAUUAACAUCGGAUGAUGAUCAACAACUACGAUCACUUACUGAUCGGAUACGAGAAGAAGCUGGUGGUGGCACUGGAUGGCAAAGAUUGGGUAGCUUAUUGCUUAAAAGCGGUCAGUUUAAUAAAGCUGAAGAACUUUAUAAUGUAUUACUCGAACAGACAUCUGAUGAGAGUGAAAAAGCGCAUUAUUAUGGCAGUUUGGGAUAUGUCAAAGAUGAUCAAGGUGAUUAUAAGAAAGCUAUUUGGUAUUAUGAACAGGCACUUGAAAUUCAAGAAAAAACUCUUCCUUCUAAUCAUCCUUCAUUGGCUACUUCAUACAACAACAUCGGUUUGGUGUAUAACAACAUGGGAGAAUACUCGAAAGCACUUUCAUACUACGAAAAAGCACUUGAAAUUAAACAAAAAACUCUUCCUUCUAAUCAUCCUUCAUUAGCUACUUCAUACAACAACAUCGGUUUGGUAUAUUCCAAGAUGGGAGAGUACUCGAAGGCACUUUCAUAUUACGAAAAAGCACUUGAAAUUAAACAAAAAACUCUUCCUUCAAAUCAUCCUUCAUUGGCUACUUCAUACAACAACAUCGGUGAGGCAUACAGGCAAAUGGGAGAGUAUUCGAAAGCACUUUCAUAUUACGAAAAAGCACUUGAAAUUCAAGAAAAAACUCUUCCUUCAAAUCAUCCUUCUUUGGCUACUUCAUAUAGCAACAUCGGUAGUGUGUAUGACAGCAUGGGAGAGUACUCGAAAGCACUUUCAUAUUACGAAAAAGACCUUGAAAUUUGUCAAAAAACUCUUCCUUCAAAUCAUCCUUUAUUGGGUACUUCAUAUAACAACAUCGGUUUUGUAUAUCAAAAUAUGAAAGACUAUUCGAAAGCAGUUUCAUAUUAUGAACGUGCUCUGGACAUAUUGCAACGUGCAUUACCUCCAACUCAUCCUAAUAUAAAAAGUGUGAAAGAAAGUAUUGAAAUUGUAAAAAAGAAAUUAUGA